AUGGACGUCGACGAGGACGUCGCGGCGGCGGCGGGCCAGCUCUCGCAGGCGGACAUCAUCGAGCGGCAAGCGGAGACCAUCGCGCGGCUGCAGCGGCAGGUGCGCAAGGGCAGCGAGUACAAGCAGCUGACCAAGUCCAAGCUGAAGGAGGCGGCCGCGCGCCUCAAGGAGUACCGCCUGCGCGUGGAGGCGCUGCAGGAGCAGCAGGACAAGGCCAAGAAGCAGCUGAAACGCGCGAGCUUAAAGGCGAAAAGGUCCGUGAAGGACGCUUUUACUCAGACGGACGAGAAGAGGAAGCUGACGCGUGCGAGUCAGACGCAGUUAAGUGGUGCCGUGCAAGGAGUUUACAAGAAGACGCUGGUGGACAAUGGCGUGCAGACGGUGGAGAUUUCGGUGGACAGUGGUGUGCCCAGGAAGAGAGGCAGAGACCUGGUGCCCAGGCUGUCGCGCGACCUGAAGGAGGUGGACACUCAGGCGCUGAUGGAGGACGUUGCUGCUGCUGGACAGGACGCAGCAAUGGUGUGGACGUCGACGGAGCCUCUGCAGCUGAAGAUUCCGAUGCUUGGGACGUCGGACGCAGCCUUCCCGCACGAGACGAGCGCAGCGUUGGACGCCGAGUUGGCGUUCAGUGACUCGGAGGACGGAGAGGAGGACGCUAGAAGGGAGAACGCUGCAGUGGAGACGAAGGAGGCUGAAGCUGGUGGAUCUGGAUUAAUUGGGGGCUUCGACCCGACGGUGUUGGACGAGAUCGACAAGGAGCUAGCCAGUAGCAGCGACGAGGACAAGGGUGGAGAAAGUGACGAGAAGAAGAGAGUGGACGCUACCGUGUCCAAUGGCAAGCGGACACUGAUGUCUAUCGACGAUGAGCUUGACGAUGAGUUUGCAGCUUUGGAUUCCGAGUCUGAGUCAGAGCAGGAGAAGAAGAUGACGGAUGGAAAGAAGGAGGAUUCAGGUUCCAGCUCCAGCAGUGGCAGUGAUUCAAGCGACAGCAGCGACAUCGACUCGGAUGAAGACGCGGACGAUCCAAUGAUUGGUACUGCGGACAAGAAGGGGGUGAGGUUAGCGCGCGGUGGAAUUGCCAUCGAGAAGAACGCAACAUUGGGAAUCAGCAGCUUCACAGCAACUCCAGUUGUUGCUGCGUCCAUAGAAGAGAUUUACUCUCCAAUAGUGGAAGUCGAGCCCCAGUCAAAGUUCCCCGAGCCUCUACAGCUGAAUGGUUCAGCAGAAGCAAUUAGCCAGUCAGAGGAAAAGCCCAGCGUUCAUUCUGCGUCUCAGCAGACACCAGUUCUAGCAGACGCUGUCAACGCGAACAAGGCUGCGGAUGAAGACGUCGUCAAUGCUUCUGGAACAAUCGGAGCCAUGGACAUCGAACCUUCGUCAUCAUUUGCGGACUCUUCAAGCAUAUCACCAUCGGAGCAGGCAACAGAACGAGCAAAUAUCGGCGACGCUGUGACAUCCAGCAAAAUGCAACUACAAAUUCCACCUCGGCAGAACUCCGUCAGUCACGACAAGGUGUUCUUGGCGCACAUCUGCGCUCUACACACGCACCUUUGCCAGUCAACAGAGCAGGUCAGUCGCUCUCGAGUGCUUCUCUUCGAUCUACUGCGGGGCAAUAUGGACAUCAGGGGGCUGUACUUCGCUGCGAUUAUGGUGGAGACCUACCCUGCGAUAAUGGAGCGAAGUUUUGACCAGCACUGCGUCGAGCGUCAGGAUAUACUAAAGGAAACUCUACUACAAGCUCUGACUGCUAUCGCUUGCGUGGCUGCUGAAAGGCAAGAGCUGUUACUGCACCAGUCGAGUCAUACGAUGCUGCAUCGCAUCGCUGAUGCCAUCCAGAUGCCUGAGCUGGAGGAAGUGAACGGAGCAGACCCAAACUUUGCGAAAAGAUGGGUGCAAACACUGUACGAUAAACUCGCGAUUACUGUCACAGCAGCGGAGUACUACGAGCUGGCCAAGAGUCUGGAGAUAUGCACAGCAGUGUUCGGCCUUGACGUCGUCACGCAGAUCUUUAGUAUCGAACGGUGCCAAGAGCUGUUUAGUUGUGGAGCUUUGGAGACCAAGGGUGGGGUCAUUUCGGUGAUUAGCCAUGUAGCGCUGGCUGUCGCAUCAAAGGCGAGUGAUACGCAGAACCCCAGGACUCGGACCGAGUGGUUUGUGGAUACCGUCAUCGACUGGCUGUACCACAUCCUAGACACAGAAUUGAGCGGUGAUGACGCUUCAACAGACGAUGGCUUCAAGCUGCUGGCCAAGUGUGCGGAAGCUUGUGUAGAGUUGACGCUGGAAUACUCGGGAGCGGCUGGGCUGGAUAUGCGUCGCCGGGUGUUGUCUGCAGUGGCACGCUGGUUUGACGCGGCAUCAUCCGAUCAACUUGUCGGUUUGCCGGCAGCAUUUUUGAGGCGACUUCGUCUAGCUGUGGUGGCUGCACGCCCACAGAUCAUGCGAGCAGCAGGCUAA
Messenger RNA from Phytophthora sojae, 2454 nucleotides. RefSeq lists its product as hypothetical. Lineage: Eukaryota; Oomycota; Peronosporomycetes; Peronosporales; Peronosporaceae. Bases 1 to 2454 code for a protein of 817 amino acids. The transcript is spliced from 2 exons. The record is from RefSeq and is a predicted model, not a curated record.